Molecule: messenger RNA, 603 nt
Organism: Acanthosepion pharaonis
Lineage: Eukaryota; Metazoa; Mollusca; Cephalopoda; Sepiida; Sepiidae
Source: the annotation of a GenBank genome assembly
AUGUGCAAAGGCAUACGACGACGAUCAGUCAUACUUCUGCUUCAUGGAGGACGAUCAUUAGUUGAUAAAAGUUCACUUUACAUAUUCUCCUUCUCUCUCUCUCUCUCUCUCUCUUUAUCUAUCUAUUUCCUUUCUCUCUUCGUUUCUUUCUCUCUAUCUUCCUUUUCUCUCUCCGAUUUUGUAAUUUUUUACUUUCUUUCUUUUCUUCAGUUCUCUUUCUUUCGUUCUUUCACGCAUCCACUUUUUAAUUCUUCCUUUCUCUUCGGUUUUACCCUUUCCCUCUCAUUUCCAUGUCUUCUCUUUUUUCUCCUAAAUAUUCCAAUAUCUAAUUUACACAUUUUCUCUCAGAGUUUUCAAACGAUAAUUUCCUCAUUUCUUGUUAAAAUUUGGUUCCCGUUUUUCUUCUUGAAAUAUUUGCAUGCAAGCAACUUGUCUAUUAAUUCUAUUUUUCUUUUCGCUUUUCUCUGCAUAAAUCACGUCUCUCUUAAAUUCUGCUUCUCUCUAUAUAUAUCUCUUUCUCUCUCUCUCUCUCUCUUUCUGUUGUCACUCAAGUUCAUUGCUGUCGAUUGGCUGCGUGCCAUUUGCCGUGGUAACGUGACAUAA